UUACGACAUCGCAGAGAUAGCACCACAACAAUAAUAUAAUCAGACAACAUGAUUUUUGCCAUCACAUUAUUCAUGGGUAUUACGAGCACUCUGGCAGCAGUUUUGGAGCCCAUGAGCUACUACCAGUACACCCAGUUCCAGGCUCCACUCUCCUGGGAGGAUAUAACCGGAAAGGGGCUGAAACAGGCCCUCGACAGCUGCCAGCAGAGUUUCCAGUGGCAGCGAUGGAACUGUCCCAACCAGGAUUUCGUGCAGAAGAAUUCCAAGCCGGAGGAAAACUCACCGAAUCGGGAGGAUGUCUAUGUGGCGGCCAUUUCCAUGGCAGCCAUAGUCCAUACUCUGACCAAGGACUGUGCCAAUGGAGUAAUCGCCGGAUGCGGAUGCACUGAAAAUGCUCUAAAUGUACCCUGCGCUCAUGAGCCCACCAAGGCAUUGCAGCAGUACGAGAAGCAUUUCGGAUCAGGAUCAGGAGCCACCGGUCACAAUCGACGGGUGGUGGGAGCUCUACUAGAGAAUUCACUGGAACAGGAAUGCCGGUGCAAGCAACCAGGAGCUGUGCAGGGCGAAUGCCAGGAGGAGGAGUGUGUGGCGGUACUGAAGCCAUUCGAGGCCAUUGCCCAAGAUCUCCUCCAAAUGUACGACGAUGCCAUCCAACUAGAAGGAGCCAGCAGCAAUCUGAAGAUUAUGUGGCAGAACAUUCCCCUAGACUCCCUGGUCUUCAUGCAGGACUCGCCCAACUACUGCGAACGCGAUGCCACCGGAUUGUGGAAGGGAACUCGGGGUCGCCAGUGCUCCAAGGAUGGCAGUGGUUCUCUGGAGGAACGUCUCUCCUGCCAGCAGCUGUGCCGUGUGUGCGGAUACCGAGUGAGAUCCCAGCACGUGAGAACCGAGAGGAGGUGCAAUUGCAAACUGGUCUGGGGAUUCCGACUCCAGUGCGAUGUGUGCGUCCAGCUGGAAAGGCAGUACUCCUGCUACUAAAUGGAUGCUCCACCGGAAAUGGAAUCCAGGACUGGGGCGCUGGUCGAGCCCCACGAAAACUGUUUACCUACAUUUAAGUUAAUUUAUUUGAUUCCACAUCUAAUUUAUUGCCACAACAAAUGCUAUCAAUAAAUACGUUAUUUAACAUAUACAA
Drosophila mauritiana is the source of this 1132-nucleotide messenger RNA. RefSeq names its product wnt inhibitor of Dorsal protein (gene wntD). Gene Ontology annotation, biological process: multicellular organism development; canonical Wnt signaling pathway; cell fate commitment. The transcript has a single exon. The coding region runs from base 49 to 978 and encodes 309 amino acids. Gene Ontology annotation, molecular function: frizzled binding; cytokine activity. Gene Ontology annotation, cellular component: extracellular region. Lineage: Eukaryota; Metazoa; Arthropoda; Insecta; Diptera; Drosophilidae. The record is from RefSeq and is a predicted model, not a curated record.